Dalotia coriaria is the source of this 916-nucleotide messenger RNA. RefSeq lists its product as uncharacterized. NCBI's taxonomy places the organism in Eukaryota, Metazoa, Arthropoda, Insecta, Coleoptera, Staphylinidae. The transcript has 3 exons. The record is from RefSeq and is a predicted model, not a curated record. The coding region runs from base 58 to 714 and encodes 218 amino acids.
GGGUAGUCCAUAGUCGCUGCGACCUCUCGAGCGAGCACCACACAAUCGACUUCAGCAAUGAAAAGCUUCCUCUUCGUUGUUGCCGCCCUCGUUGGCAUUGCCUCAGCGCAGUUCCCCGGAGGUAGGAUUCUGGAACCGCCGGUACCUGCUCUGUGUGCUCAGAGGCAGAUUCACGAACGCACCCCUGAUGGCAAAGGAUAUCUCUUCAGCUGGAGAGAACCAGCCCUCAAGGGUGUGGAAGAAGAUUGGUUAGGUGGUCGUAACUACUGCCGUCAGCGUUGCAUGGACCUCGUCUCCCUGGAGACUUCCCCCGAGAACGAAUGGAUAAAGCAGAGGAUUGUCAACGAAAAUGUGAAAUACAUUUGGACUUCGGGCCGUCUCUGUGACUUCAAGGGUUGUGACCGUCCGGAUCUCCAGCCGCUGGCUGUCAACGGAUGGUUCUGGACUGCUGUUUUGCAGAAACUGGCACCGACUACCAACCGCCAACAGAAUGACUGGUCCGAAAAUGGCGGCAUUGGUAAACCACAGCCGGAUAACCGUGAAGCCCAACAAGGUGGAGCCACUGAAAACUGCCUGGCUGUAUUGAAUCAAUUCUACAAGGAUGGUGUUAACUGGCAUGACGUUGCCUGCCAUCAUCGCAAGCCCUUCGUCUGCGAAGAGAAUGAAGAUCUGUUGAAAUACGUCCGCUAUACUAACCCCGAGCUGCGUGUUUAAAAGCAUUUGAAUUUUUAUUUUUCUACCAAAUUUAGACGACAAACGAGACGACUUCUUCUAAAAACUGCAAUGUAAUUCCUAGAACCAAAACCGAUAAGUCGACUGAUAUACUCGUACACGUAAAAUAUUAUUUAUUGUAGUUUUACAUGCGUUGAAUGAAAGCAGCUAAUAUCUUGUACAAAUAAAUAACAAUUAAUGAAGA